Pelmatolapia mariae (spotted tilapia) is the source of this 2686-nucleotide messenger RNA. RefSeq names its product dolichyl-diphosphooligosaccharide--protein glycosyltransferase subunit STT3B. Lineage: Eukaryota; Metazoa; Chordata; Actinopteri; Cichliformes; Cichlidae. The record is from RefSeq and is a predicted model, not a curated record. The transcript is spliced from 16 exons. Gene Ontology annotation, molecular function: dolichyl-diphosphooligosaccharide-protein glycotransferase activity. Gene Ontology annotation, cellular component: membrane. Gene Ontology annotation, biological process: post-translational protein modification. Bases 222 to 2636 code for a protein of 804 amino acids.
UUGCAGCCUCGGUAUGUGGCGCAUGAGUGUGCGUUUCGGGAUGUAACAGCAGUCUCCCGGAGUAGCGAUACCAAAUUAAAUCAUACCUUACACCCGAAGGAGUUAGAUGAUAGGAUACCUGAGAGAAGCGGGCACAGCAUAGGGAAGUAUACGACAGUACGGAGCGGGGGGAAAGACGUGGAGCGGGGCAGGAGCAAAUCCAGCCGACACUGCGCGCAGAAAUGGCGGAGCAACACGCAGCCAGCGACGGCAAGCACAAAGCGUCCACCAACGCCGGGGGCUCGGUGCACGGGAACAGUCGACCCGGCGCCGCGGGUGGAGGAGGGGGCAAAGGAGGCCUGUCUGGCGGACUGACACAGCCAGCUGGGUGGCAGUCUUUACUCUCGUUUAGCAUUCUUUUUCUGGCCUGCCUGGCGGGAUUCAGCUCCAGACUUUUUGCGGUGAUCCGGUUCGAGAGCAUCAUCCACGAGUUCGACCCGUGGUUCAACUACAGAUCAACACACCAUCUCACCACCAAUGGCUUCUAUGAGUUCCUCAAUUGGUUUGAUGAAAGGGCGUGGUACCCCUUGGGGAGGAUCGUGGGUGGCACAGUGUACCCAGGGCUCAUGGCGACUGCAGGCCUUAUCCACUACGUGCUCAACAUGCUCCACAUCACCGUCCACAUCCGUGAUGUGUGCGUCUUUCUUGCACCUGUGUUCAGCGGCCUGACCGCCAUCUCCACCUUCCUGCUAACCCGGGAGUUGUGGAACCAGGGUGCCGGGCUGCUGGCAGCCUGCUUCAUCGCCAUCGUCCCCGGUUAUAUCUCUCGCUCUGUCGCUGGCUCCUUUGACAAUGAGGGCAUCGCCAUCUUUGCCCUGCAGUUCACCUACUACCUCUGGGUCAAAUCGGUGAAGACGGGCUCGGUAUUCUGGACCAUUGGCUGUUGUCUGUCCUAUUUCUACAUGGUGUCGGCGUGGGGAGGUUACGUGUUUAUUAUCAACCUGAUCCCGCUGCAUGUGUUUGUGCUGCUCCUGAUGCAACGCUACAGUCGGAGAGUCUAUAUCGCUUACAGCACUUUCUACAUUGUGGGCCUCAUACUGUCCAUGCAGAUCCCUUUCGUCGGCUUCCAGCCAAUCAGGACGAGUGAGCACAUGGCUGCUGCUGGUGUGUUUGCGCUCCUCCAAGCCUAUGCGUUCCUGCAGUACCUAAAGGACAGGCUGACCAGACAGGAAUUCCAGACACUGUUCUUCCUCGGAGUCUCUCUCGCUGCUGGUGUGGUCUUCCUCACAGUGAUCUAUCUCACAUACACAGGAUACAUUGCUCCGUGGAGUGGUCGUUUCUACUCUCUCUGGGACACCGGCUACGCUAAGAUCCACAUCCCCAUCAUAGCGUCGGUGUCGGAGCACCAGCCGACGACGUGGGUGUCCUUCUUCUUUGACCUCCACAUCCUGGUCUGCACCUUCCCAGCAGGCCUCUGGUUCUGCAUCAAGAACAUCAACGAUGAACGCGUGUUUGUGGCUCUCUAUGCCAUCAGCGCAGUCUAUUUUGCCGGCGUGAUGGUGCGUCUGAUGCUGACUCUGACUCCGGUCGUCUGCAUGCUGUCAGCCGUGGCUUUCUCCAGCGUCUUUGAGCAUUACAUGGGAGACGACACAAAGAGGGAGAAACCCCCUGCUGAGGACAGCAGCGACGAAGAUGACAAGAGGAACUCCGGGAACCUCUACGACAAGGCCGGCAAGGUGCGCAAACACGUGUCGGAGCAGGAGAAAGCAGAGGAGGGUUUGGGUCCAAAUAUCAAGUCCAUAGUCACCAUGCUCAUGUUGAUGCUGCUCAUGAUGUUCGCUGUCCACUGCACGUGGGUCACCAGCAACGCCUACUCCAGUCCCAGCGUGGUGCUCGCCUCAUACAACCACGACGGGACGCGUAACAUCCUGGAUGACUUCAGGGAGGCUUACUACUGGUUAAGACAGAAUACUGAUGAGCACGCACGUGUCAUGUCCUGGUGGGACUACGGUUAUCAGAUAGCGGGCAUGGCUAACAGGACCACUUUAGUGGACAAUAACACGUGGAACAACAGUCACAUAGCGCUGGUGGGGAAAGCCAUGUCUUCCAAUGAGAGUGCAGCCUACCAGAUCAUGAGGUCCCUGGACGUGGACUAUGUGCUGAUCAUCUUUGGAGGUGUAAUUGGUUACUCGGGCGACGAUAUUAACAAGUUCCUGUGGAUGGUGAGGAUUGCCGAGGGUGAGCACCCUAAGGACAUCAGGGAGAGCGACUACUUCACUCCUCAGGGAGAGUUCAGAGUGGAUAAGGCGGGUUCACCAACUCUGCUCAACUGCCUCAUGUACAAGAUGUCUUACUAUCGCUUUGGUGAAAUGCAGCUGGAUUUUAGGACGCCGCCUGGCUUUGACCGGACACGUAACGUCGAGAUCGGCAACAAGGACAUUAAGUUCAAGUACCUGGAGGAAGCGUUCACUUCAGAGCACUGGCUGGUCAGGAUCUACAAGGUGAAGGACCUGGAAAACAGAGAGCCGCUCGACCACAAGCUCCGUAGUGUCGUGCCCAAGCAGAAGUACACCUCCAAAAAGACCGCCAAGAGGAAGCGAGGGCACAUCAAGAACAAACUUGCCAUGAAGAAGGGCAAGAAACUCCAAAAAAAAUAACGGCGACGAAUCGUGAACUGUAGGAGAACAAACGUGAAGAAACCUCUAAA